Molecule: messenger RNA, 768 nt
Organism: Nilaparvata lugens (brown planthopper)
Lineage: Eukaryota; Metazoa; Arthropoda; Insecta; Hemiptera; Delphacidae
Exons: 5
Coding region: 198-593 (131 amino acids)
Source: RefSeq, a predicted model, not a curated record
CGAUAUUUCUAUAUGGAUUCAGAGAUUUGAGCUGCAUAAUCAACCCGUGUGUUAGUUUCUGGCUUCAUACAUUUUCUAAUUUUCGAAUUGAGCUCCCAUAUACGAAAUUCAGUUAGAUUAUCCAAGUUUCAAUUUAAUUCAAAUUCAUUUUAUUUUUCCAUUUUAAUUUUCCGAUAAGCAGUUUUGUAGAAGCUGCAAUGAAGCUCAACCUCAUUUUUCUUUCUGUGGUUUUGGUUAUGCAAUAUGAGUGGUUGGGAGUGAAUUGUGACUGUCAGAACAUUGAUAAUUUUGAAACAUUCAAAGCGAAGACUCAGGGAGGCAAGGCAGCUGUGUUAUUGUUGAAGUGUGGAACUACUGCUCCUACCAUACAGAUGACGAAGGAUACACAAGCAGAGAUGGAGCAAUGUGUAAGUAAGAAUAAUAUACCUUGUUAUCAAAAUGACUUUGGAGAUGAUGCGACACCAGAGUCAUUCAGAUCUUUGGAUUUUCCUAUAUGCCCUGCAUUUUUUCUUUUCAAAGAUGGCAAACAGAUCAAACGGGGUGAGCGAAAAAUUGGGACCAAAGACUUGGGAGCAUAUCGAUGCUAUGUGUAACAAGAAUUUAUAAUUAUCAAACUCAGAUUCAUAUUAUUUGUUUUAUAUAUUCAAUAUUGUUAUCAUUAAUUGGUUUCAGGAAUGAUGUUUUCAUUAUCAUAAUAUAAAAUAUAUUUUAUUUGUGUCAGUUCAUUGAAAAUAAAAAAAAAUGAAUAGAACAUGGAUAAAAUGUGAA